Messenger RNA from Nothobranchius furzeri (turquoise killifish), 2434 nucleotides. RefSeq names its product methyltransferase like 24 (gene mettl24). The record is from RefSeq and is a predicted model, not a curated record. NCBI's taxonomy places the organism in Eukaryota, Metazoa, Chordata, Actinopteri, Cyprinodontiformes, Nothobranchiidae.
AGACCACCCCGAGAAAGAGGGCAGAGCAACAGUGAAGUGUGUGUGUGUGCAAUGUCAGCUUGUCAGAACAAGGAAAGCAAAUGAGAGGGGCGUUAACUUUGAUGAAUGUGGGACUUGCUUGAGGGAGUUUCCAAAGUGUUUAAAGUUUGCUGCAAACGCUGGACUUGAGAGUCUGCUUCCAGAACUUGAAGAUGUGCACAGUCACGCUGGAUAGAAGCCAAACUCACGUGACGGAGCACAAACAGAUCUGAUCUACUCACAAGUUUUGAUCUAAGAGAAGAUCGAGCACAAAAUGGGGUAAGAAAAACAGCAAAACAAGGGAGGAAAACAGCUAAAGAUGGACUAGGGAAAGACAGAGACGUAAAGGACAAACUCUCCUAAGGACAUGCGCAGGGAUCGAGUCACUGUGGGACUUCUGCUGCGUUUGGGCAUCCUGCUCUCGGCCGUGUGCUUCUGCAUGCGUGUUUAUCUGGAAACCAGGUGGCAGGGAGCUCCUUCAUUUCCAGCUCUAGGACAUCCCAUCCAAACAGAUCAGGGCUUGGACAAAGAAGUCAGGACGAAACAUGCUUUUGCAGAGGACAAAAACUUUAGAAGAUCUCAUGUUGAGACUCUGAGGAAGAACAGCUCAGCCAGGGGGAGGGGAGGAGGUGGAGAUGGAGAGGACCUCCUUACGCAAUGCUGCCCACUUCCCCACCUGCCCAGAAAGGCGCCACGGUGGCAUAUAGAUCUGCAGCCGUGGGCCAGCGAGAGCCGAUCUCUGGAGGAUGAAGCCAAAAGGUUCCUCAGCUAUAUCACAACCUUACAAGUGCCGUGUGAUUCCUUGGCUAUUAAGGAGGAUGCAGCAGACCUGUCCUCUGGUGACUGGGCCGUGUGUCUGGACCCGAAGCACAGCCUGAUACACAGAAUACAGAACAAGCACUGCAGGGUCUACUCCUUUGGGUUGGGAGUGGACAACAAGUCACUGGAGCGCUUUCUCUCCGGAUCAGGAUGCGAAGUCCACUGCUUCGAUCCGAGCCUGGAGCAGCUUCACAUGCAGAAAGCUAAAAUGUGGUUCCAUCGUCUCUCCUUGCACUGGAGGGAUCCCAACCCAUCCGUCGUCCACAAGCACCAGCAUCCAAACACCAAGAAGCUCGCCACCAUCUUUAACAAUUUUGGCCACAGGAACGUGGAUGUUCUAAAAGCAGACAUGGAGAGUGCAGAGUGGAAGAUUCUGGAGAAUUUGGUCCUCGAAGGGAUCCUGGACUCCGUGGGUCAGCUGUUGUUGGAGCUUCACCUGCACUGGGCGGGCUUCGAGGUGGGCGGUGAUGACCCGUCGGUGGUGCGGUUCUGGUUUAGCCUGCUUAAAGAACUUGAACGAGCCGACUUCCACCUCUUUCACGUUCACAGUGACUCGGCCAAACCUCAUCUCUUUCUGCAGAAGAAUAUUCUGAACGCAAGCAGCUCUUACACGCUGAGCUGGGUUAACACACGGUGGAAAACCAUUAAGGAUACCAGAUAAAUACAAGAAAUUGAUCAUUUUAAUAAAAAUGCUAAUAGUUUUGGAAUGAAGCUGCCCUUCAUUAUGGCAUGACCAUUUUUAUUUUUACUAAGCUCAGUGCUCCUGCUGUUCGUCCUCUCCUGGCCCGUAAUGACCCCUGCUGUGCAGUGGGGCAGGCUAAUUGCCUCCAGAGACUCAGUGUUUCUCCUUUCAGAGGCUGUCGUGUUGGCUACAUGUCAGCCUGAGUCAGGCUCCAUCAUCGAGAUGAGCUCCACGCCUGGCUCAGAGCCAGAAGGUCCCAGCUGAUAUUAAACAGCCGGGGCCCAGACACAGCAUACAGACAGCAGUCAGCACGCUCUUAUUUUGAAGGACGGAACUCUGACAGGGAGCCAAGAUAAUGGCUGCACAGAAUGAAAGUCACAGAAUACAAAAAUUCCUUCCGAGUAAAACAACUACAAAUAGUUAGUCCAAGUAAAAAUCCUAAAUAUAAUCACUGAGGACGAAGUUGUUGCACAAUGUAUCCUGCUGCUGAUGUGGGACUGCCAGUUCUGCUGAAUUAUUCCAAAUCCAGAUUUAUUUCAAAGUAAAAGCACCAUAAUUUAUGUUUACUGAAAGUAGGAAACUGCUGCCAAAUCAUUGUUAAACUUUAAAGGACCCUUUUAAGUCUUGAGCUUAAACUCUUUACCAAACAUAAUGAGAUUUAGCUUCAGUUCACGACCAAGUCGUGCAUCAUCUAUAUGCAGAGCUUCAAACCUAACCUGAAAAUGUAGUGACCUUGGAAAUGAACACGCAGUGGAUGCAAUUAGCUUUUUUAAAACACACCUUUAAAAGAUUCAUUAUUCUGACUUUAUGAGUAAAACACUUUUUCCACAAAAGGUAGAUGUACAUAAGGUUUAUUUCCACAAAUGAUCAAAGUGACACAUGAACGUGUAAUUCAAAUAAAAGCUGUUCCAUGUU